Molecule: messenger RNA, 1967 nt
Organism: Salvelinus sp. IW2-2015
Lineage: Eukaryota; Metazoa; Chordata; Actinopteri; Salmoniformes; Salmonidae
Product: PRKCA-binding protein
Biological process (GO): receptor clustering; regulation of Arp2/3 complex-mediated actin nucleation; positive regulation of receptor internalization
Cellular component (GO): trans-Golgi network membrane; synaptic vesicle; postsynaptic density
Molecular function (GO): phospholipid binding; protein kinase C binding; protein domain specific binding
Source: RefSeq, a predicted model, not a curated record
AUUCCCGGAAGUGACGAGACAUGUAAACAGAAUCUUCUUUUUGACAGAUGAAUAACCCGUGAAGUGGUCCGAAGAAAUACUAAAUUAUCUAAAAUAAAAUGUACAUUUAAAGAAACAUUCCCCAGGGGCAUGAGAUAAACGUUUGUGUUAAGAUAACAACGCGCGUGUCAUUAACUGUGUCGGAGCCAGAUUAUACAGGAUAAACAGUCCUGGAAUGUUCACAGACAUGGACUAUGAGUUGGAGGAGGACAAACUGUAAGGGGAUCCCUACAGUCCCUGGGACUUUAUCCCUAAAGAAGGAUGCUCAGAACCUGAUAGGGAUCAGCAUCGGGGGAGGGGCGCAGUACUGUCCCUGUCUUUACAUUGUACAGGUCUUUGACAACACCCCUGCUGCUCUGGAGGGGACUCUGGCGGCUGGCGACGAGAUCACAGGAGUGAACGGCAAACCUGUGAAGGGCAAGACAAAGGUGGAGGUGGCAAAGAUGAUUCAGGCUGUCCAGGGAGAAGCAACAAUCCACUACAACAAGCUGCAGGCUGACCCCAAACAGGGGAAGUCACUGGACAUAGUGCUGAAGAAGGUGAAGCACCGCCUGGUGGAGAACAUGAGCUCUGGUACAGCCGACGCUCUGGGGCUCAGCAGAGCCAUACUCUGCAAUGAUGGGCUGGUGAAGAGACUGGAGGAGUUGGAGAAAACAGCAGAGCUGUACAAAGGCCUGAUGGAGCACACGAAGAGACUGCUCAGAGCCUUCUUUGAACUCUCUCAGACACACAGAGCGUUUGGGGAUGUGUUCUCUGUGAUCGGGGUACGGGAGCCUCAGGCUGCAGCCAGUGAGGCCUUUGUGAAGUUUGCUGAGGCCCAUCGCAACAUGGAGAAGUACGGUAUCCAGCUGCUAAAGACCAUCAAGCCAAUGCUCCAUGACCUGAACACCUACCUUCAUAAGGCAAUACCAGACACCAAGCUCACCAUCCGCAAAUACCUGGACGUCAAAUUUGAGUACUUGUCUUACUGUCUGAAAGUGAAGGAGAUGGACGAUGAAGAGUACAGCUGCAUUGCGAUGGGAGAGCCUAUGUAUCGCGUCGGCACCGGGAACUACGAGUACCGGCUUGUGCUGCGGUGUCGACAGGAGGCCCGUGCUCGGUUCGCCAAGAUGAGAAAGGAUGUGCUGGAGAAGAUUGAGCUACUGGACCAGAAACAUGUCCAGGACAUCGUGUUCCAGCUGCAGCGUUUUGUGUCAGGCAUGUCGCGCUACUACGACGAGUGCUACGCCGUGCUGAAGGAGGCUGACGUCUUCCCCAUCGAGGUGGACCUCUCCCGCACAAUGAUCAACUACGGCAGCCAGUCACGCUCCUUCACCGAAGAAGAGGAAGAGGAGGAGGAGGGAGGAGGAAGUGAAGAACAGGAUGGGGGUGCUGGCAAGCAGGCUGAGAACGGUGCUGAAAAACUGAUUGAUGAUUAUUGAGAGUUUAUAUGAUUGUUUUCUGUAGCAAAAUUCCACCUAUGUCUAUCAACUGCCACUCACUUUGCAUUUAUUUAGCAAUGAUUAGUUAAAUAUGUGGAAAUGGUCAGCAAAGUCUUCACACUGGAAAAUACUACUGUGAAUUUCUGCUAUUCAACUGUACUGGAACUAACUAUUGCAACCUACUGUAACCAAUACCAUUUCCACAACUGACAGCCAUCACUGUAACCAACUUUGUGGGGCUUGAAUCGAUUUCUCAACGGCUGGCCACAGACCAAAAUAGGACUCAUUUUCCAUUGACACAAGCCCUGAUGUUACAAGUUUAACAGUUCCACUCAAUAUUUUGAAUUCUAUCUGCACUAAACCACAUGACAUUUGAAUGGGGUAGCUGAACAUAGUAGUGAGGUACAAAUCACUUGUAAAGGAUGAGUGUGUAAUGGCAAGGUUUGGCACAAACAGCAUUUUAAACUGUAUGAAGGAACCUCGGUCAAAUUAAAUUUUAUAAUUCCA